This is a messenger RNA of Podarcis raffonei (Aeolian wall lizard), 1309 nucleotides long. RefSeq names its product cytochrome c oxidase subunit 7A-related protein, mitochondrial (gene COX7A2L). The coding region runs from base 213 to 521 and encodes 102 amino acids. The record is from RefSeq and is a predicted model, not a curated record. Gene Ontology annotation, biological process: mitochondrial respirasome assembly; mitochondrial electron transport, cytochrome c to oxygen; regulation of oxidative phosphorylation. The transcript is spliced from 4 exons. Lineage: Eukaryota; Metazoa; Chordata; Lepidosauria; Squamata; Lacertidae.
GCGUGGCGGAGCGAGGCAGCCGCCCCCGGGCGCCGGGAUGUAUUACAAGUUCAGCGGCUUCACGCAGAGGCUGGUGGGGGCCGGCGCUUCCGCCGCCUACGCCCCGCAGCGAUUACCUCUGAGCUAGGUUAUGGCAGGAGAGAGUGUGGCUGUCCCAAAGUCACUCGCUAAGCUUCAUGGUUUGCUGGAGAUUUGAGCCAUGAUCUCUCCACAUGCUGUCUGGGGCUGAUGAGAGUUGGAAUGGAUUCAAGCCAGUUGUAUCUACAGAAUCGCCAACUCUAAUAUUUGCAACGCCAACUAAAAUUGCCUCAGAAGGACCGUCCACCAUCGAGUAUCUUGGUAAAAACCGGGUACCGGAGCUGCAGAAGUUUUUUCAGAAACCCGAUGGCUUGCCAGUGCACCUGAAACGGGGCCUUCCUGAUCAGCUUCUUUACCGGACCACGAUGGCACUAACAAUAGGAGGGACCAUCUACUGUCUGGUAGCGCUCUACAUGGCAGCCAACCCAAAAAAGAUGAAAUGAAUGAUCCCUGAUUAAUAGAGACUAAUGACUAUCCACUGGAAGGAAGACUUGCACUUAACCUUCUGCCGUUACACUUCAAUCAUGUGAUUGUAUGUUGCAAAUUCUAGAGAUUUGAUUUGGGGUUUAAGAAAAGUUCAGGAAAUGGUGACCUUCAACGCUUACGAGAAGAAGAGCAAAAUUAAUAUCAGAAGUUGAGAAGAAAGCCAUUAUCUCCUGUGUAGCUUUGCAGAUUAGUCUUCACACCCUUGACUUGAAAAUAAGAGGCGUCAUGCAGCAGGCAUUCCUGAAAGUAGGGCAGGCUAGGUUGACAGUGCAAACUAGAAAUGAAGUUGUUACGUUGAUUGAUGACCUCGUUUUAGGGACAAGGGCAUUUGGAAAUCUUGUUGAAAGUGCAUUUGACUUGCAGAAGAAAAGAUUAUGGACUGAACUACUAGGCUGAUUCAAAAUGGCAACCUGAAAUGAUUUGGCUUGAUAAUUCUCACUGGAAUUUACCAUUUAGGCCCCUUCUCAAAUUAUGUUACGAGCCUGACUGUGAUUUCUGUGGAGUUGUUUCAGCAGGGCUAUGUUGUUUUGAUUAGCUCCUGACAUUUUCUUCUGAUGAUCUGUAAACUUCAUUCCAUUUCUGUGAGCCAUCUCUUGAAAGCGGAGCGUUGCAUUCAAAGACAGUUCUGUGUAGAAACACUUGACUCCACCACGGUUCCACCCUCCCACUCCCCCAUCUCUCUAAAAUAAAAUUCUAUUUGUUUUAACCUUGGAAUAAAUACAGCAGUACAAAUGCCUCACUUCUA